AUGAAUUAUUCAGCAGCGGCGCGGAGAGGGCGAGCGCGGCGCGGAGGGCGGCCCGGCCCGCGCGUCCCCCGCCGCUGCGAAGCCGCCGCGGCGACUUCCCAAACUUUCCCCGGUCGGCACCGAGGAUGCGGCCCCCGCGGCGCCUCCGUCCCCGCCCGAGCGCGCCGGCCGCGCUUCCCACGUUGCCGCCUAUUUUAUGUCUUUUGUCUCGGAGUUGGCACCUGUCCCAGAGAGCGCGUUUCCCUGCCCACCCCUUCGCCGCCGGAUCGGGGCGGGGGAGGGGGUACGGGGGACCCGGAGAGGAGGAGACGGGGAGGUGGGGGUGGGGGAAGCAAGGCGCCUACGGGCCCCGCAGCCAGGAGAGACCUCCCGGGGACAGCGGCCGUGCCCGCGGGCCCGGGCGCCUCUGUUCCGCGGGGAGGUCAAGGCUUCGGCUGUGCCCGGAAUACCAACGAAGCCUCGGGGAGCCCCCGGCCGUGCCCGCUGCGGGCGAGGACGGGCCGCGGCCCCUCCCUGACUCCCACCCCCACCCCCCGCUCCGCCGCGCACCCUCCUCCGGGGGCCGGCGCGCGCGGGCGGGGCGGGCGGCUCGAGCAGCGGAUUCGCCGCCCGAACCCCGCGCCUCGCCCCGCAGGCCCGCGUGCGCGCCCCCGCGGGCACGCCACCCCCGGCGCUCCCCGCCGCGCGCCCCCGGCCCGCGGCCCCGCCCGCCUGCCGGCGCGGCCAGGGGGCACCGCGCCGCGAGGACCCCAUCGGCCUCCGGCAUCGCGCCCCGGGGCCGCGCGGCUGCGGGGACGGGCGGGCGCGAGCCCCGGCCCCUGCUCGCCCAGCCGCCCUGGCACCGAGGCGGUUGCCGGAGCGCGCUCGGCGGCUGCGUUCCGAGGCGCCGGCUGCCAUGAUUGCGGGCAGGAGGGGCGCGCGCGCAGGCUCUGGCCCGGCUCAGGGACCCGGGGCGGACCGACGGUCUCCGGCCUGCGCACAGACCGGUGCGCGCCGCGGACGGCCGCUAGGGUAGCCGGCUCGGCACUUCAGGGGCCGGCGUGUGCCCCGGAGCUCUGGACAAAGUCCCGGGCCAGGGCUCGGGGUCGACGGCGGCGGCGGGCUUCCCCCAGGGCAGGAAACAACUUCCUGCUCCGCUGGCCCAGGGCGGAGGAGCUGCGGGGGGUUCUAGGCCUCAGCUUGGCUCCUGGAGGCGACUACACUGCAACACCCCGGGACCGCGCGGCUCCUUUCCGCGCCCCCUCCCGGGGGGGUCGCGACAGGCCGGGCUCCAGGGUCCCGCCUCUGGUUAUAAUGCCAAGGAGGCCCCAGCGGCUCUUUUCCUGCCGCCUGAGUGGUUUCCCCGCAGAGAGUCCGGCCUGGCCCUCUGGCGCUUGGGGACGACACCGGGUCACUAUACUCCGACCCCCUCUCCCUGUCCGGGCAUGAACCUCUAUCAGAGCCAGAUGGACCUGGCUGUCCCCGGACUUCCGCGACGGGGGCCCAGGAGGAACAAGGCCUCUUGGGCCCCAUCCCAAUGUCUCUCUGUGCCUGUCUCCCCCCCCCCCCCAGCCGGCCUUGGCAUUCUAACCAGUGUCCCUUGACGUCACAUCUCGCCAUUUCUGUCAACCAAUUGAAACUUGCUCGUUGUCAUAAAAAUAUAUAUACUUUUUAUGCCAUUGGUGCAUUCAAAAGUUCCUCGUGUGCCCUGCUUCCCAGGAAACUCCAUCCCAUAUUGGAUUGGACUGCCCAGAAAGGGGAACUGGCUGACCGAGGCAGGGCUGGGCUGGGGCAGCUGGAGCAGCCUUGCCAGGACUGAGCUGACCACCGACCCAGCUCAGAAGUUCUCUAGACCCCUUUGAUCUUGGCCUUGAAUUGUGGCUGGACACCCCCCGCCCCCCACCCCAUGACAAACAUGGUUUCGUGGGGAGGGGAAAUGUCCAGGACAUACUAAGGAAUCUUCCAAAAUGGUUUUGCUGGGUGUUAGGAUCUGAGCGUAGCCUCUUUCUAGGGACGGCUUUUCUUACUCCUAUGAGAAAAAUGGAGUCUUAUGAAAUGCUUUCCUGUUCAUCUUCUCACUGAAACGCUGACCAACUUUCACUUUUCACAGCUGCUGACAACAGGCAGAGCAGAGAAAGCCCAAGCAGGGGUGACUUCACAAUGGGGUGGGUUUCACUCUUUUCCAGGGGAAGGUCCAGGGUGGUGCUCCCAGACUCAAGGACUGUGGGGGUCCAGAGCUGGAAGCCUAGGAAUUCUGUGUUCCUCCUUCCUCAGAAAUGGACACCCUUGUAGCGGUUUGAGACGCAGGAAUGCUGUGCCCGUGUUCUAGCAAUACAGCAGAAGGACAGUGUCUCCUGUCUAGCGCAGUCCUUUAUAAUUUUCUUCCCUAUUACAGUGCCCAGUCCCGACCUGGGCUGCAGGGUAAGAGAACAGGUUCCUACAAGCUGAGUAUGUGCCGGGCGGUCCCAAAGAGCCGUCCAGAGCCUUCUUUCCACACCGAGGAAGAACCCAAGCACCAAUGGCCAUUACACAUCACCCCACCCCAACCCCGUCCACUCAUCUCUACUGCAUGGUUCAACUGCUUCAAAAAACACAUUAGACAUUCUGUGGCUUAGCAACUUUGGGGACUCCAGAACUACAAAAUGCUUUCAGGGACUGGCUGAAUGCAGGCAUCUAAACACACUGUCUCGGGCCCUUUUAAUACCAAACCUUGUUUUUCCAAAAUAAUGAGCAAGCGCGGUUAAUGAUCGAACUGGGAUUUUGAAAAUAAAUAUAUUUUCACACAAAACUGCUCCCAAGGGUAAACCCUGAAGUUGUGCAUACCUUUGCGAUAACAUUCACAAACGCGCGCGCGCACACACACACACACUGUAAUCUAUUUAUACUCUCUUCGCUAAACACUAUAAAUAUUAUAACUAAUGUGAUACAUGUUUUGUGAUUAAAUUGGUGGAUUAAAACACUGAAUUUAAAAAGCCACAAAGAGAAAGAGAUGAUCUUACCUUAUGCCACUUACAACUUUUGUUCCUUUGGCAAAAUACAAAUUUGACAACUGUAUCAUUACUGAAGGCAAUAAGAAAUGUUAGCCUAUCAGCUUUGUAAUUUUCACCUGAAAUCAUUGUAUAAUCACACCAACUUGCUAACCUUUUUAUUAGAUGAUUUUUUUCGUUCUCUCACACACAGUAAUAAGUUAAUUUAAUGCCAUUUUCCUCCUCCCAAUUUUUAUUUGGUAAAACAAGAAGUUGGAUGAGUCAGAACAAUAUUUGAGAACGCACGCUUUUUUUUUUAUCCCCUCUGUA
This is a messenger RNA of Lutra lutra (Eurasian river otter), 3275 nucleotides long. RefSeq names its product collagen alpha-1(II) chain-like. The coding region runs from base 1 to 1428 and encodes 475 amino acids. NCBI's taxonomy places the organism in Eukaryota, Metazoa, Chordata, Mammalia, Carnivora, Mustelidae. The transcript is spliced from 2 exons. The record is from RefSeq and is a predicted model, not a curated record.